Cynara cardunculus var. scolymus (artichoke) is the source of this 1291-nucleotide messenger RNA. RefSeq names its product protein PIN-LIKES 7-like. Gene Ontology annotation, biological process: endoplasmic reticulum to cytosol auxin transport. Gene Ontology annotation, cellular component: membrane. The record is from RefSeq and is a predicted model, not a curated record. The coding region runs from base 1 to 1266 and encodes 421 amino acids. NCBI's taxonomy places the organism in Eukaryota, Viridiplantae, Streptophyta, Magnoliopsida, Asterales, Asteraceae. The transcript has 10 exons.
AUGGGAUUUUGGGGGUUGUUCGAAGUGGCAUCCAUGCCGAUAUUGCAGGUGUUGAUCGUAAGUGCAAUCGGAGCUUUCAUGGCUACUGAUUACCUCAAUCUUCUUCCUACCAACACUCGCAACUCCCUCAACAAGAUUGUGUUUGUGAUAUUUACUCCCUCACUUAUCUUUGCAAGCCUUGUGGAGACUGUCACUUUUGAAGACAUCAUCUCAUGGUGGUUUAUGCCAAUAAAUAUUGGAUUGACAUUUUUAUGUGGAGGAAUAUUGGGAUGGAUAGCAAUAAAACUAAUUAAACCAAAGCCUCACUUGGAAGGCCUCAUUAUAGCUAUGUGUUCAACAGGAAAUUUUGCAAAUCUUCUGUUGAUUAUGGUGCCCGCAAUCUGCACCGAUGAUGGCAGCCCAUUCGGAGAUCAUAGCAUUUGUAAGGCUAAGGGACUCUCUUAUGCAUCGUUUUCCAUGGCGUUGGGUAGUUUCUACACAUGGACAUGUACUUACCAGAUGGUCCAAGGCUCGGCUUUGAGGUUCAAUGCAAUGAAAGAAACCGAGAAAUUAUUGAAUGUGGCAAGUAACGACUUGGAUACGAAUCAAAACACCCGUCUUCUAAGUAGAGAAGAUCCUGAUCAUAUUGAUGGAAUCACGCCUUCGUCAAACUUGACUAGCAGCGAUACUGAAAACCAGCAUAUCGUGUAUCAAGGUUCAUCAGGGAAUGAAGCGAAAAAAGAUGGGUCGUUUUCGGAUCGAUUAGUAGAAAUACUAAAGAAAUUACUAGAGCAACUACUAGCUCCGCCGACCCUUGGCUCUUUUGCAGGACUCGUGUUCGGGGCAAUCCCAUGGGUAAAAAGCCUUUUAGUCGGUGAAAAAGCUCCUUUACGAGCGCUCCAAGACUCCAUAACGUUACUCGGGGAUGGAACCAUACCUUGUCUCACUCUUAUAUUAGGAGGAAACCUCACACAAGGUCUACGAAAGGCAAGCAUGGGGCCCACGAUCGUUAUGACGGUCAUCAUUGUUCGUUACUUGAUUCUUCCCAUAAUUGGCAUCGGUGUGAUCAAAAUGGCGGCAACUCUCGGGUUGCUUCCGUUGGAUCCCCUUUUCAGAUUCGUGUUGUUGAUCAUGUUUGCUCUGCCUCCCGGCGUGAAUAUCAGUACAAUGUCACAGUUAUUUAAUGUUGGGCAAGAGGAGUGUGCGAUGCUUAUGAUGUGGACUUACUUGGCUGCUGCUUUUGCACUUACAACUUGGUCAACUAUUUAUAUGUAUAUUUUGUCAUGAAAACUUAUGUCACAUGAUCCAUUUG